Molecule: messenger RNA, 1021 nt
Organism: Penaeus monodon (black tiger shrimp)
Lineage: Eukaryota; Metazoa; Arthropoda; Malacostraca; Decapoda; Penaeidae
Exons: 7
Coding region: 218-1021 (267 amino acids)
Molecular function (GO): carboxypeptidase activity
Source: RefSeq, a predicted model, not a curated record
UUUCUCCCCCUCCCCCUCCCUUCCCCUUUCCCUUCAAACCUCCUUCUUCCCCCUUCUAAACCCCCCUUCUCCUUCCACCCUAGGCUGGCGUCCACGGAGAUCCCUGGUGUUCUGUGGGUGGGGCGCCGAGGAAUACGGUGUUGUCAGGUCACUGGUGUGGACGGAGCAGUUGAGGAAGCAGCUGGCGGACAGGGCGGUGGCUUCCCUCACUGUUGAUAUGGCGAUUGAAGGCUGGCGUCCACGGAGAUCCCUGGUGUUCUGUGGGUGGGGCGCCGAGGAAUACGGUGUUGUCAGGUCACUGGUGUGGACGGAGCAGUUGAGGAAGCAGCUGGCGGACAGGGCGGUGGCUUCCCUCACUGUUGAUAUGGCGAUUGAAGGCUGGCGUCCACGGAGAUCCCUGGUGUUCUGUGGGUGGGGCGCCGAGGAAUACGGUGUUGUCAGGUCACUGGUGUGGACGGAGCAGUUGAGGAAGCAGCUGGCGGACAGGGCUUUGGCUUCCCUCACUGUUGAUAUGGCGAUUGAAGGCUGGCGUCCACGGAGAUCCCUGGUGUUCUGUGGGUGGGGCGCCGAGGAAUACGGUGUUGUCAGGUCACUGGUGUGGACGGAGCAGUUGAGGAAGCAGCUGGCGGACAGGGCUUUGGCUUCCCUCACUGUUGAUAUGGCGAUUGAAGAAACACACGUACUAACAGUUCGCCUCAGUCGUCUCUUGGAAAAGCUGCGUGUGUACUUACCACCAAGAUUAAUCCCAACGAACACAAGUAAAAUCACCCUGGACCACGACAUGGUCUUAGAACUGAAAAUUGGACCAGCAAACUGUCUGUACAGUCGCCGCGACAAUCGAGCUAAUACUACAUUGUGUGCAAUAAUCUUGUACCAGCCGCCUAUACCCAACGAAAAUCGGAGGUUUGUUUGCCUUCUCAGCCACGUCACACCUUCACGACAAGAAUCUUGUGGAAGAAUUCGGAAACAAAACGGCACUGGCCACAAUAGCGAAAGACAAAAUGAGUGCUGUGACAACUGA